Molecule: messenger RNA, 171 nt
Organism: Protopolystoma xenopodis
Lineage: Eukaryota; Metazoa; Platyhelminthes; Monogenea; Polystomatidea; Polystomatidae
Source: the annotation of a GenBank genome assembly
GCGGUCCGUGACCCACGCGCUGGUUACCGACAAUCUCUAUCCACUUUGGAGGCAGCAAAGUCACUCAGCCUAUCUCUACGCAACACUUUAGGUUCUGAAGAAAACCGUCAAAGUACUCCGCUGCUUACAAAAUCCAGUUUGACGCUUGGCUUCGGAGAGAAGGACCCUGAG